Molecule: messenger RNA, 171 nt
Organism: Eruca vesicaria subsp. sativa (arugula)
Lineage: Eukaryota; Viridiplantae; Streptophyta; Magnoliopsida; Brassicales; Brassicaceae
Source: the annotation of a GenBank genome assembly
AUGGAGACUAAUAAAGGAGCUUAUCUCAUUGCCAAAAGUGUUUCUCUCCCAUGCUUUGGCCAGUCGUACGUUGCUGUUGGCGGUCCGGGAUGGUUGAAGACACUAUUUGACAGUGAGAAAAUGUUGCAGACACUCACGCUGAAGAUUUUGAUGAACCAUCGUUACGCAUGA